Molecule: messenger RNA, 1824 nt
Organism: Trichoderma asperellum CBS 433.97
Lineage: Eukaryota; Fungi; Ascomycota; Sordariomycetes; Hypocreales; Hypocreaceae
Biological process (GO): intracellular iron ion homeostasis; transmembrane transport
Cellular component (GO): endosome; plasma membrane; vacuolar membrane
Molecular function (GO): siderophore-iron transmembrane transporter activity
Source: RefSeq, a predicted model, not a curated record
AUGGCUGCCUCACGCGAAGAGGCCCCGUUGCUCGGCUCCGAGCCUCGCUCAACAACCGAGCCCCAUGAAUAUUCAAGCAUCUCGACGCAAAUUCACAAUAACGGCCAUGUCGACGACGAGUAUGCGGAAUCCACGACGCCGGCGAGAUCUGGCAGACGAGCGGCGGGCGUGGCUCGCAUGGAGGCCGUUUCCGCCCAGCUCUCUCACACCGAGCGCUUCUGGAUCUUCUCGGGCAUCUUUCUCAUAGGCUAUGCUUAUGGCCUCGAGAGCCAGGUUCGAUCGACUUACAUGCCGUAUGCAACGUCCAGCUUUUCGCUGCACUCGUACUUGGCCACCAUCAACCUUCUCAGGAGUGUCGUUGCGGUUGCGAUCCAGCCAACGGCAGCCAAGAUUGCCGAUGUCUUUGGCCGCUUCGAAGUCGUCGCUGCAUCCACCUUCUUCUACACCGUUGGCAUGGCCAUCGAGUCGACUUCCAGCUCCGUCUAUGCCUUUUGUGCCGGCACCAUCCUCUACCAGAUUGGCUAUACUUGCAUCGUCCUGCUCCUGGAGAUCCUUGUUGCCGACUUCUCGUCUAUGCGGGCUCGCGUCUUCUUCAGCUACAUUCCCGCCUUGCCGUUCAUCGUCAACACAUGGAUCAGCGGCAGUAUUACAUCUGCUGUGCUGCGCGUAACCACGUGGCGUUGGGGAAUCGGCAUGUGGUGCAUCAUCUACCCUGUCGCCUCACUGCCACUGCUCAUCACACUAUACUCUAUUGAUCGUCGCUCCACGCGGGGACCUCGCAGGAAGGAUGAGCUUGUUGACGGCUCCAGUGGUCUCGAUAGCCUCCGUAAGUGGAGUGCUCAGCUCUUCGAUCAGGUAGACGGCAUAGGCCUCAUAACUCUCGUAACGGCCUUCAGUCUUGUUCUUACACCUCUCACGGUUGCUGGUGGUACCGUGUCGCACUGGAAGAACCCGCAGGUCGUGAUUCCAUUGGUCUUUGGGCUGAUCUGCGUUCCCGCUUUCAUCUUCUGGGAGAAGAACGGUGCUAGAAAUCCGCUUGUCCCUUUCCAUCUACUGAAGGAUCGCGGGGUCUGGGCGGCCCUCGCUGUGCGGAGCCUGCUGAACUUUGCCUGGUAUGUGCAGGGCAACUAUCUAUAUACCGUUCUCAUCGUUGCGUUCGACUUCCCCAUCGAGAAUGCGACCCGAAUCCUAUCCUUCUUUUCCUUUUUUGGUGUUGUUAGCGGCGUUGCCGUAGGUCUUGUCAUUUACAGAUUCCGACGUCUCAAGCACAUCAUUGUCCUAGGCACGGUGAUAUUCAUGAUCGCCCUGGGCAUUCUAAUCAAGUUUCCUGGCGGUGCCACGGUGAACUCUAAGUCUGGACUCAUCGGCGGACAAAUUCUUUUGGGUCUCUCCAGCGGCUUGUUUGCUUAUCCUACCCAAGCCUCGAUUCAAGCCUCAGCAUCGCGAGACCAUGUUGCUAUCUUGACGGGGCUCUAUCUCUCCUUUUACAACGUUGGCAGUGCACUUGGCACUUGCUUAUCUGGGGCGAUUUGGACCCAGACUCUAUACCCAACGCUUGAAGCAAGUCUGGCUUUCCAACCCAAUGCUACCCUAGCACGAGCUAUUUACGAGAAUCCAUUUUCCAUUGUUUCACAAUACCCCGUCGGAACUGAAAUCCGAAGUGCCAUUAUUCACAGUUAUCAGAGCAUUCAGCGGUUGCUUUGCAUUACGGCUAUGUGUAUUUGUUUGCCCAUGAUUGGUUUUGCAUUGGCUCUUAGGAAUCCAAAACUCUCGGACCAACAGGUCCAAGAAGAUGCGGAGGAUGAAAGACCAAACGACGUAUGA